CUAAAGCUGUUUUCAUGUCAGACUGGUGGUAUCACCUUUCUUGUCCAAUCAGUGGCAUUGACUGGCUGAGGAACGUAGUAAUCUGUGAGUGGCAAUCUCACCAUGGACCUGUGGAAUUCAUGCAUCAGCAUUAAAACUACUAACUUUUUUGAAAGACAAGUUGCAGGAGUAUCAUUUAUGGUCACCUCUGACGAUCUUUAGCUGGCCUAUUUUUGUGUUCUGCUCAGCUGCAAAGGAUAGCCUGUGAGUCACUAGGUUACUCAAACUCUCUGAAAAGAGUGACUCAAUCUGUGGCAAGAAAUAGGAAGAGCUUUUGUAGAUAGUUCACUUCUGUUUUCCCCUCUUUAUCUACGUUCCUCAGCCAGUCUCACGGUAAUAGCCAAGCUCACACCAGAAACUUCAGACACAUACGGAGUAGAGGUGUUAUGUCAAAUCGUUCAUGGCACGCGAGGCGUACACGUAUCAUCAACUUGCACUCGCUCUUCUCUUCACAGCAGUUUUCCGUGGGGAGUCAUGCAACCUGGAGGUCAAAGAGCCAAGCGAAGAAAUAAGGCAGAAGGAGCAAUCGACCUUCCAUAUUCCCUGUGAUGUCAGUGUAGCUCAGUGUCAUGACAAGGGAGCACUUCAGUUCACCUGGCACGUCUUCAGGAAGUCCUCAUCCGAGCAGUUGGACCUGGUCUCUGGCUCCUCUAAGUAUUCACUUCUAAAGGAGGGGACGCUGGCAGUGAAGUCCUUCCAAGUUGCCGACAGUGGGAUUUACCACUGUGGUGUGAGCAUUAGGGACCAUGUGGGAACAGGGGCCCAGGUCAUUGGAAACGGGACAGUAGUGGCAGCUACAGUGAUAAGUCAUCAGAUCCAGCAUGCUGUGAUAUGGUUGCUGUUUGUGGUGUUGGCAGUGUACAGUCUGAUAGUCCUUACUCUCCUCAUUCUCAAAAUGACGGGACGAGACGUACCAAUUCUAAGGGGAAAAUGUGGAAAGAAUAACGGCUCAAAGAAUAACUCCACCAGAAGACGGCAUUUCCGGGCUGUGUUGCAAGAGCUGUACAGCAACAGGAACUUACACAGCACUGCAAAAACCCCAACCCUUAGGCCAUCAGCAGACAGCCAGUUUGAGAACCCACACACCCCAACACAAGAUGAUAUCUAUCAAAACUUGUGACUCAAACCACCAAGAGGAGUACUGUGAGAUCAAAAUGCCCACAGUUGUCGCCUGACCAACCCCAGAAUGCAUGGAAGAACAAUGGCCAACCCUGCAGAAAUAUGAUUUCAUGCCCUAUUUAAAAUCUUCAAAUGAUGAGGCAGCAAUUCAUUCAGUAUACUUGUGACUGACCCUUUUGUUUGAGUGGUGUGUGUGUGUGUCACAACACUGACUUUCACCAAACGUUUGCUAUAAUUAUUAUAUACCUAUAACCUUGUUACAAUUAAUAAAUACUUUAUUAUUAUUAUU
Messenger RNA from Clupea harengus (Atlantic herring), 1447 nucleotides. RefSeq lists its product as uncharacterized. Lineage: Eukaryota; Metazoa; Chordata; Actinopteri; Clupeiformes; Clupeidae. The record is from RefSeq and is a predicted model, not a curated record.